Aspergillus campestris IBT 28561 is the source of this 680-nucleotide messenger RNA. Its product is annotated as mitochondrial 54S ribosomal protein uL11m. The record is from RefSeq and is a predicted model, not a curated record. Gene Ontology annotation, biological process: translation. The transcript has 2 exons. Bases 13 to 474 code for a protein of 153 amino acids. NCBI's taxonomy places the organism in Eukaryota, Fungi, Ascomycota, Eurotiomycetes, Eurotiales, Aspergillaceae. Gene Ontology annotation, cellular component: ribosome; mitochondrial large ribosomal subunit. Gene Ontology annotation, molecular function: structural constituent of ribosome; large ribosomal subunit rRNA binding.
CUAUAAUUCAUCAUGGCGAAAAAAGCUUUGGCCAAGGAUCAGAUCGUGAAGCUCAUCGUUGGAGCCGGUCAGGCCAGUCCCAGUCCUCCGGUUGGUCCGGCCCUGGGUAGCAAAGGUGUGAAGAGUAUGGACUUUUGCAAGGAAUUCAACGCCAGAACCUCCCACAUCAACACCGGCGUCCCCAUCCCCGCCCGUGUCACCGUCCGUCCCGAUCGCUCGUUUACCUUUGACCUGCGCACCCCGACCACCGCCUACCUCCUCUUCCAGGCCGCCAACAUCGAGCCGCGCAAGAACCGCGUCCGAGGCGCCAUGAACCCCGGCCAUGAGACCGUCGGCAAGGUGUCCCUGAAGCAUAUCUACGAGAUCGCCAAGAUCAAGCAGUCCGAGACCAGAUUGUCGGGGUUGCACCUGGAGGGAUUGUGUAAGAGUGUGAUCGCGCAGGCCAAGUCCGUGGGCAUCCAGGUGGCUCCGUGAGGGAUCUGUUCCGUGAGGGAUCCGGGCUACUGAUGUAGAUGGUCACUACGCAGUGGUCAUGAUGAUUGGCGUUUUUGGCGAUUGGGCCUUUUCAUUUCAUUUCUCUUCUUUUCCUUUCAUGUCUGUACAUUAGAAUUGCAUGCGAGCCGAGAGCGUCGCGAUAUACCAAAGCAUUUGCACGGAAUAUGAGUGGUCCGACCAAUUAU